CCCCCUCCUCCAACCCUCUCCGCUCCUGAUGGCUCCUUUAGGUGAAGUUGGGAACUAUCUCGGGGUCCAAGACGCCGGCCCCUUUGGGAACGUGCCCGUCUUGCCGGCGGACAGCCCGGUUUUGUUAAGCGACCACCUAGGGCAGUCCGAAGCAGGUGGACUCCCCCGGGGGCCUGCGGUAACGGACUUGGAUCACUUAAGAGGCAUCCUGAGGCGGAGGCAGCUCUAUUGCAGGACUGGAUUUCACUUAGAGAUUUUCCCCAAUGGUACGAUCCAAGGAACCAGGCAAGACCACAGCAGAUUUGGUAUCCUGGAAUUUAUCAGUAUAGCAGUCGGCUUGGUCAGCAUUCGAGGGGUAGACAGUGGACUUUAUUUGGGAAUGAAUGAAAAAGGAGAAUUAUAUGGCUCGGAUAAAUUAACCCAGGAGUGUUUUUUCAGAGAGCAGUUUGAAGAGAAUUGGUAUAACACAUACUCAUCAAACCUAUAUAAGCAUGUGGACACUGGAAGACGAUAUUAUGUCGCAUUAAAUAGAGAUGGAACUCCCAGAGAAGGGACCAGGACUAAACGGCAUCAGAAAUUCACGCAUUUUUUACCUAGGCCAGUGGACCCUGAGAAAGUCCCUGAACUAUAUAAGGAUAUUUUAAGCCAAAGUUGACAAAGACAUUUCCUUCACUUGAGCCCUUAAAAACCAACAACCACUAUAAAGGUUUCAUGCGGUGGGUUCUUAAUUGAUUAGCUGUGUCAUCACAUCAGCUCCACUGUUGCCAAACUAUGUCGCAUGCAUAAUAUAUGAUGGAGGCUUGGAUGAAACUUGCUGAUGGUGUUCUGCACUUAAAAGGUUUGUCUUCUGGAAGAGAGCCUAUGCCCAUCGCUUGAUUUAUUGAGUGAGAAAGAAAGAAAGAGUGAGAAUGUUUGAGAGUGAAAGCAGAAGCUGAAGAACGAAGGAAGGUGGGAAAGGCCUGAUGCAUGCUGGGAAAUAGACACGCUUUUAAUUUUUUUGGUCUGUUGUAUACUUCAUCCUAGAUCAGCAUAGCUGCCAUACUUUGACUCAUGAAGAAUUUUGGCUGGUGGCCUGCUCAAGUGUACGCUGCAUUUUUUUUUCAAAAGCAAAGGCAUGGAGGGUAUGGUCUGUCUAAAAUCCACACAGGAAAAAAGAGACUUACUUUCAGUUUGACUGCUCAGUUGAGAGUCACCCCCUAAUGAAUUUCAAGACCUCUUAGUAAUACAGGAUUUUUUUUUAAAAAAAGUUAAAUUUAUUUAUAGAAAUCCAAAGGCAACAUUUUAUUUAUUUUAUAUAUUUAUUUAUUAUAUAGAGUUUAUUUUUAAUGACAUCUGUACAGGCCAGAUAGGUAGAUUGGAAGCUAUAGUAUAGGCUCUGGAAAACAUUUCAACAGCAAACAGCUACGACCGUGUGAUUACAUUCAUACAAGUCAAACAUAAAGAUGCAUGGAGGCAAAGAGGAAUCUAGGGAUCCUAAUGUACUAAAGGCAACAAUAUUUUUUGUGCCCAUAUUAUUGUAAAAUUAUGCACACCACUCAUGACUCUUGAGUGCUUACUCUUCUGACUGCUUGUUUCAUAGCUUAAAAUCUCCCCCUUUCCUCUCCCUCUCUUACUGAGGAUUAAAGAUAAAACUGGGUCUUCAAAACUUUAAUUCUGUGUCUGUAGUAUUUCCUCUUUGAUAAGUAACUUAUCAAACUUAAAUCUACAAACUUCCCAAUUGUGGAAUAUAAAACACAAGAAAAGAAGGGUUGCUAUAUGAUAUAUUCUACUUGUUAAACCUACUGCAGAUAAUA
Thamnophis elegans (Western terrestrial garter snake) is the source of this 1793-nucleotide messenger RNA. It is a transcript of the gene FGF9, whose product is annotated as fibroblast growth factor 9. Gene Ontology annotation, molecular function: growth factor activity; fibroblast growth factor receptor binding. The record is from RefSeq and is a predicted model, not a curated record. NCBI's taxonomy places the organism in Eukaryota, Metazoa, Chordata, Lepidosauria, Squamata, Natricidae. Bases 29 to 655 code for a protein of 208 amino acids. The transcript has 3 exons. Gene Ontology annotation, cellular component: cytoplasm. Gene Ontology annotation, biological process: lung development; positive regulation of protein phosphorylation; positive regulation of epithelial cell proliferation.